Messenger RNA from Harmonia axyridis, 1342 nucleotides. RefSeq names its product TATA-box-binding protein (gene Tbp). Gene Ontology annotation, molecular function: RNA polymerase II general transcription initiation factor activity; DNA binding. The record is from RefSeq and is a predicted model, not a curated record. NCBI's taxonomy places the organism in Eukaryota, Metazoa, Arthropoda, Insecta, Coleoptera, Coccinellidae. Gene Ontology annotation, biological process: DNA-templated transcription initiation. The coding region runs from base 293 to 1228 and encodes 311 amino acids. The transcript has 5 exons.
AUUGGCACUGACAGUUGGAUCCUGAAUCCUUAUUGACAUAUUUUUGUAAUUCUGUGGUUUAGCUGAUUUUGAUUUUCAUAAUGAAUAUAAAUACAAAAAAAAGGGAGUUCUAAAGACAAAUCUUUUAAAAAAAACGUAUUUCUUCGAACUAUAUGGACUAGAAUUAACAAUAUUCAAACUAAAAUAUCAUUGUAGUAACCAGUUGAUGCUUAUAGCUCGAAUUUUUCCACACAGAUUUUCAGUUCAUGAAUUAGUUGCUUGAUUUAGGAAGUUAUAUCUAAUUUUCUACAAAAUGGAUCAGAUGCUUCCAAGCCCAGGAUUUAGUAUACCAAGUAUAGGGACACCAUUACAUCAACCUGAAGAAGAUCAGUUGAUUUUACCAAAUGCCUUACAACAACAACAGCAGCAACAAUCUGUAUCUCAGAUUCCUCCUCUGGCUCCGAUGAAUCCAGGAGGACUCACGCCAACUUUAGGUUUAGGAAUGGGAAUGUCUUUGCCUCAACAUACACAAACAAAAUAUUUACCUGGAUUUUCUCAGUUAUCAAGUUUGAUGGGACAAACACCACAACACAGCAUGAUGUCACCUAGUGUAAAUGCCAGUAUGCCUAUUUCAAAUGCGGGUGCAACACCUACUAUGGGACCAUCAACACCCGCACCCAUGACACCAAUGACACCUCACUCGGCAGAUCCUGGUAUAGUUCCUCAACUUCAGAAUAUAGUUUCUACUGUGAAUCUUAAUUGUAAAUUAGAGUUGAAGAAGAUAGCUUUACAUGCUCGUAAUGCAGAAUAUAAUCCAAAGCGAUUUGCAGCAGUGAUUAUGCGUAUUCGUGAACCACGCACAACUGCUCUAAUUUUCUCUUCUGGUAAAAUGGUUUGUACUGGUGCGAAGAGUGAGGAAGAUUCUCGAUUGGCAGCUAGAAAAUAUGCUCGUAUUAUACAAAAAUUGGGAUUUCCUGCCAAAUUUCUAGAUUUUAAAAUUCAAAAUAUGGUGGGCAGUUGUGAUGUCAAGUUCCCAAUUAGAUUAGAAGGUUUGGUUUUGACCCAUAGUUCUUUCAGUUCAUACGAGCCAGAAUUAUUCCCUGGUUUAAUUUAUCGUAUGGUGAAACCAAGAAUUGUAUUACUUAUUUUUGUAUCUGGUAAAGUUGUUCUUACUGGUGCAAAAGUACGUCGUGAGAUUUAUGAAGCCUUUGACAACAUCUAUCCUAUUCUAAAAAGUUUCAAGAAAUAGUACACAACAUUUUAUUUUUGGAAAUCUUUUUAUUGAUUGUGAUAUAGGUCUUGAACACUACGUGUUUGUUAAAUUUCUUAAUUUUUUUUGUUUUAAUAAAUGAUAUUUAUGUAA